Molecule: messenger RNA, 6298 nt
Organism: Pseudogymnoascus verrucosus
Lineage: Eukaryota; Fungi; Ascomycota; Leotiomycetes; Thelebolales; Thelebolaceae
Gene: RGA2
Product: Rho-type gtpase-activating protein
Exons: 6
Coding region: 963-4685 (1240 amino acids)
Biological process (GO): signal transduction; regulation of GTPase activity
Cellular component (GO): cytoplasm
Source: RefSeq, a predicted model, not a curated record
CAGAGAAAGUAAAGUUACAGCACAUUAUACUACCACCAACCACCAUAGCUGUCCUAUCUGUCCUGUCUGUCCUGUUUGUACCUACACUCUCAGAAUACAGCUCACUCACGGCUCUGGUUGAUACCAUUGUCACCAUUACACACUCCUAAAGACACUCAAUCCCCUCAUACAAUCAUCCCAUCUCAUCCAUCUCAUCCAUCUCAUCACCCACAGUACUACACUCUACCACUCUAUCACUCUACCACAGUACUACAAUCUGCCACUGUAUACCACACUCUACCACUCUACCACUACAUCCCACCACCACCACCAUAUCCCACACCAAGCAAGGGACAGCAAACCCCAGCAAGGGACAACAACAACACUUUCAUAUUUUACAUUUUACAAUUUCUCUAGCAUCAGGGACAAAAUAAUAUCCAUCCCCUGCCAACCAGCCACCACUGAACUGCACUGUACUAUACUACACUAAACUCUACUCUACUACUUUUUAUACUGCUACUGCACAAAACCCAAGAGGACAGUAAGUACGUACGAGGGUACGGGUUCCGGUACGGGUACACAGGUACACUGCAACGAGUAAGCAUUGCAAACUCUCUCUUUGGCUGCUGCUGCACUGGCAUCCACUCCACAAGAAACGAACAGCAGUGAACCGCGUACCACACACCUCUCCACCGCCGCUGCUGCCACGCCGCAGACGACGAUCUCACAGAUCCCGAUCUGCUCACCCUCACCUCACCUCACCUCACCUCACCUCACAACCUCACCUAACAAACACCUCCUCGACAAACCUCACAUAACCUCAAACCAACCCACGCGCCAAUCCCCCAGCGCACCACACACACAGCUCCUACACACCACGCGACAGACAGACAGACACACCCCACGCAUGCCCCGACACCAGCAUCCCCAUACCCAUACCUUACCACCAGCUCUGAGCUGGAGAUAAAGAGGCAGCUUGCGCCAUGGAGGCGCCUGAAGCUGCUGUUGCGGCGGGAGAAUACCCUGAUUCUGCGGGGGAGGAGGAGGCGUAUCCGUGUAAGGGAUGUGGAGAGAUUCUGGAAGAGGGGAAGGCUUUUGAACUUGCAAACAACAGAUGGCAUCUCGACUGCUUCCGCUGCAACCAAUGCCACACCCUCCUCGACUCCGACGCCAACCUGCUCCUCCUCGGCGACGGCUCCCUCAUCUGCAACAACUGCACCUACAGCUGCAGCGCCUGCGGCAACAAGAUCGAAGACCUCGCCAUCCUGACCGGCGACCAGGCCUUCUGCGCCACCUGCUUCCGCUGCCGCAACUGCAAGCGCAAGAUCGAGAACCUGCGCUAUGCCCGCACCUCACAGGGCAUAUUCUGCAUGAGCUGCCAUGAGUCGCUGAUGGCGCGUCGUCGUAAAAAAAGCAAACUCGCCGCCGCCGCGGCGAAAGCUAAAGAAAAAGAUAGCAUGCUCGUAGAUAAAUCCCUGCCGGCCCUUCCACCGAGUGAGAAGGCCGCUGCGGAGGCUGCCCAAUCGAGAGAGCCGCCCAUGAACCUGCACACCGAGCUCUCACCUCGUCCGCGCCCACAGUACCCGGACGAAGCGUCGAGAAGCAGCUCGCGCCGCGCCGAAUCACCCAGCGAUAUGGGACAUAGAGACGGCCUAACCCUCCCAACAACCACAUACCGCAACAACCGCCACUCGCAGGCCUCGGACAUGACCGCCGACGGCGACGGCUUCUUCAUCCCGCUCGCGCUCGACCCGAGCCCCGCGCCAACUCCGCGCCCAGCGCAGAAUAACAAGAAGGAGAAUGCCGCGGCGAAGGACAUGCUGAGCCCGUCGGCGAGAAGCACGAGGGGACAAGUCCCAAUGAGCCAGUCGACCCCGCACAUCGCGUUCCAGGAGAAGGGCCGCACGACAUCGAGCGAGUACUCCGAGUCCAGCAAGGAUGGCGGCGCGACCACGAGGAGACCACCACCUCGUCCGUCGGCGGGCAGCCGCACCACGUCUGCCACUGCGUCGCCGGCGCUCGGGGGCGAGGAGCCCAAGAGACAGCACCUCGCUAACUCUAUGAGUAAUGGGAAUGCGAAUGAGAAGGCGCAGUCGGCGCAGGAGAAGUUUAAGCUGCAGGAUGUGCCGAAGCGUAAGCGCUCGAAUGAGUCGAGGAAUAGUGGUAAGACGGAGGCGGUGGAGAAUCCACAGGCUAGACCGCUGGUGAAGAGAGAGAAUCUGUCGAGGACUGAGAGCGCGGAGUCCACGAGAGUGUCUCAGGAGAGACCGAGGGGAGGCGUAAACCAGUAUCUUGGUGCGGAGUCGGAGUCGAGACCUUCGACCGAUUCGGCCAUGUCUCCUCCUCCACGCGACCAGGCUAGGACUGAGCUGCCAACUGCCUCGAAGCCCAUCCCCAGAAAGGAGGUCGGAGGUAGUAAGUUGGGCAAGACGCAGCCACCAUCCUACGCCGCCUCCGACGCAAUGUCCUCCUCCGUCUCCUCCACCGACAGCACCGCCCUCUCCACCCCAACCGUAAACGGAAAAUCCAUCUCCAGCCCCGUCAUCAAGCCCUCCGAGGACUCCGGACCACGUCUCCCCAUCCGCCCUGCCCCGCCCCAGCAGAAGCCGAGCGACACCUACAUGGCCCCUCGCGCCCCUCCCAUCCCUCCCCCACCCUCCCAGCCCAAAUCAGGCAAACAAGCCAUCAACCCAAUAACCGGCGAGCCUAUCUCCCCCAAGCUCCCUAGAUGGAGCGCCGGCGGCGAUUUCACCAUGGACGAGGACAUGGCGCGUAUACUCGGCACAGACGAGCGUGCUGAGUCCCUCCUCAGACGCGUAUCCAACGCCGUCCGCCACGGUCGCACACCGAGCGACCACAGCGCACACCGCCACGGCGGCCACGGCCGCAGCAUCAGCGAGACGACGAGCCGCACCGCGACAUCCGGUCACUGGCCUAAAACCCCCAUCGCCGAAGACGGCAUCGUCGCGAGCCCGCAGUCCAUCUCCAUGGGUUCACCCCGCGCAGGGGGCGACGACUCCGCCAUUCUCCGUCGCCAACUGCGCAACUCCGAGCAGCGCGUCGCGGAGCUCGAGCGCGUUUUCGUGGCGAGCGGCGAGCUAAAGUCCGUCACUAAGCAGCUGGUUGAGAAGCGCAAGACUGUACAUGAGCUUGGUUCGCAGGCGGAGAUAAUGAUUCGUCAGAUCGAAGUGCUGGCUGGGUAUGUAGAGCGCGCUAAGCGCGCGGAGGGUAAGCAUGAGCUUGAUAUGGAGGAGAUGGAGGAGAGUGCCAUUAAAGAUUUCGUCCUGAGAAUCGAGCGCCUCAAGCAAUCCAUGUCCCGCGAAGUGGAAACCCUGUUCGAAGAGCGCGAGACCCUCUUCGAUGAGAAAGCCGCUGCUAUCAAGUCGCGCGACCGCGCACUGGCGGAGUUCGAACAGCUGUCCAUCAAGAACGCCCAGUUGGCGGAUCUGAAUAACGAUCUCACCACCCAGAUCCAGGAGCGUUUCCGCGCCCAGAGCGGGGCGGCUGCUGGUGUCGAGUCCCCCAAGCCCCCGAUGUCGAGUGGAGGCGCCUCAGCGAAUGGACUGGGGAUUUAUGGACACAGCAAGGAUAAACUCUCCCUCCCCACCCUCGAUGACGCAUCAUCCACCACCGCGGCAGCCACAUCCUACGCCCCCUCCCUGGCAACCGCGCACUCCUACCCCCACGUCCUCGACGCGGACGCUGCUCUCGAGCCCGCCACCGUCCUCUCCGCGCCCCACGUGGUCAAUAUCCGUAAAGCGCAAGCCAAGAAGUUUAACUGGAAGAAAGGCGGCGCCACAGUCGCCAAGGGCGUAAGCAAGGGUUUCAAGGGCGCGUUUGGAAGCGAGCGCGAGCGUAACGCUGCUGCUGCUGCUGGGGGCAUGGGGGAGAUCGGUAUGCCGUAUAACACGACCGUCACACCCGUUGAUUCGCCGAGCUUGAUGGCGCCGCCGCAGAACUCGCAACUUGGUGGUGGCGGUGGGUCGUUGCCGAAAUCCCAAUCGAGUGAUCCAAGAGGCUUUGGGCUGUUCAAGAAGUCCCACGCGAACUCGAAGUCCGCUGGUGGAGCGACAGCCUUGAACCCCGCGGCUGAAUCCCCCGCCACCCUCUUCGGCUCCGACCUCGUGGAGCGCGCAGCCUUCGAGCGCCGCCACAUCCCCUCCGUCGUGAUCCGCUGUAUCGAGGAGGUCGAGCUCCGCGGCAUGGAUGUAGAGGGUAUCUAUCGCAAGACUGGCGGGAGUGGGCUGGUGAAGGCGAUUCAGGAGGGGUUUGAGAAGGAGACGCCCGGGAUGGAGAUUGAUAUCAGUGAUCCGGAUGUGGAUAUUACGGCGGUGACGAGUGUGUUGAAGCAGUAUUUUAGGAAGUUGCCGGUGCCGCUUUUGACGUUUGAUGUUUAUGAGAGGGUGUUGGAGGCUUUGACAAUCCCCGAAUCCGACCCCACCGCCCGCUGCGCCCACCUCCGCCACACCUUCUCCCUCCUCCCCCCCAUCCACCGCGACGUCCUCGAAUUCCUCGUCUUCCACCUCGCCCGCGUCGUGUCCAAGGCGUCGGUCAACCUCAUGACGCCCAAGAACGUGGCUGUUGUUUUCGCGCCGACGAUCAUGAGGGAUCGAUCAGUGGAGAGGGAGAUGAGCGAUGUGGCACGCAGGAAUGAGGUCGUGCAGUUUGUGGUGGAGAAUAGUGAGGAGAUUUUUGGGGGGGAGUAGGAGGGUCCCGCCCGAGGCUGUUGAGAGUUUUGUCGAUGGAUUUCGUGUAUAUUUUGUUUGUGGGAGUUGAUAAAAUGGUUCUUCAUGCGCGCGCUUCUUUGUUUGUUUUGUUUGGUUGGCACGUCUUUAUUCCUGGAUCGAUUCGAUGCCCUAUUUUGCGUCUUUUUGCUUUCAUUGUCUGGUUGUCCGAGUCCCAUUUUCCUUUGGUGGUGGCUCUUUCUCUUACGAAGAUCGUUUCUUGAGAAGAUUUGUUUCUUUAAGAACGGAAGACCUGAUCUCGUGUUAGCUUGCUUUUUUCUUUUUUGAUAUCCCCGGAUUAGUUAUAGUUCUUCUCCUCUUCCAUCAUCGUUUUGCUGUUUCUUGUUUUUAUGGUGGUUACCGUCAUGGUUGUUGAUGUUGUUGAUAAGAAGAUGAAGAAAGGAAGAAGGAGGGUGGCCGAGGAGGUGGCUAAGUGAAUCCAGCGAAACGGAGGCUUUCAGAACCUAGCGGACGUCUCGUCUCGGCAACGGGGGGUGGGUGUAGACGUGUGUUGCCGCGGCGAUUUCGUUAGGCGUUUACGUUCACGUUUAUGUUGUCGUUGUUGCUCAUACGUACGUACGUACGGUUACCGCGCCGAUGAGCUAGGGGGGUAAACGUUUACACUUCCGUCUACGUCUACGUUACCGCGGCGAUAUCUUCGUUUACCGUGCGUGCGGUAUCGCAGUAUACGGCGAGCAUGAAGGAAGGGGAAGAGCGAGUCGGCACUGGCAACAGAUAUGAAGGAGGAGAAAGCCCGUGGAUGUUCGUUGUUGGAUGAUAUCACCACUUCCAGGCCUAGUUGGGGGUGAGUUCACUGUUGUUGGAAUUCUGUCUUGCCUCCAGGUCGAGAGAGAGAGGAUAGGGGCCGGGAAGAGCUGAAUUUUAUGGGAGACCUGGGGUGCUGGUUGUAUGUAUGUUAUGUUGCCCUGGCCAUUUUGUGGGGGGUGUAGAUAUGGGGGUGGUAAAUGGGGAUGAAUAAAUGGAAAGGGGUAUAUCAGAGAAAGGGGUUUUUAGGGGUGGUGACUUGUGAUUGUGUUGACUGUGACUGACAGUGGUUGAUUGUUGAUUGUUGUAGAGGUGAUUCGAGUGCGAGGUAUAAGAAGGAAAGUGUAGAGUAAACGUGAAGAUUGGCUUUUUUCAUAUGUGACAAUAAAGGGGAAGGGGAUAAAGGGCGUACACACUCCCACACCGAAGAUUAAGGGGUGUAUAUGAUAACAAGCUACAGUAUCUACGUCAACACACCCCCUAGCCCUUACUUAUACCCCCCCCCCCCGGUUCCUCAGGGAAUAGGAAAGAUUACAGCAAGACAAUCUUUAAUGGACACAUCCAAGAGUUAUGGGGUGGAGAAACCUGGUGUCGUGGCGCUGGGCGGUGGUGGUUCUUGUGCUGUGGGAGGGGAUGGUGGGUGGUUGUGACGGUGGGGAUGGAAUGGUGGUGAGAAUAGCAGGUAGUGAGAAUAGAAGUAGUGAUAAUAGCAGUUAGUGAGGAUAUACAAGCAACAAGAAACCUCAACAGUGAGAUGCCUACAACACUAUCCCUGCUUUCAACUGAGCGGCCUCAUCCCGCUUUCUAGAGAUCCUCCUGGAGAGAAGCAG